GUUGUUCUAUCGCUAUGCCAUCCCGUACAACCAGCGGCCGACGACCUCCGUGGAAGCAAGGAGGUUUCAGCUCAGGUAUUGGCAUGAGCUGGCAGAGAUGGGCAAGUGGACCUGUAUCAUCGGCAGCUUCCUGGGCUUCAGUGCUGUCGUGUCCAUGUGCAUGCUCACGCCACAGCCACGUGCUGCUGCGGCCUUCCAAGCCUUCUGGUUCAGCUUGAUGGCCACCCACUGGGUGUUUCCACUCCUGCGCGGGGGACUGUGUGCCCUCAUCCUCACUGUUGCGCGGACGAAGGCGACAUUUGAUGGCUGGCUGACAGUCUGGCCGGGCCUGAUGAACUUUGAGUAUGUGGGCAUCAAGACCACUGAGUUCAUGGUCUGGCGCGCACAACGAAUCGCCGCCGAAGAGGAGCUCUUGUUGCAGGUCUUUCCAGACUUACCCAACAUCGGCCGCAAGAUUCGAGACCCGAUGGAAGAGGAGGAGUUGGGCGGCGCACAGGAUCCCAACCAGUACGUCGCGAGCAUGGCAUUGGAGGAUCGUCGGUGA
Molecule: messenger RNA, 544 nt
Organism: Symbiodinium necroappetens
Lineage: Eukaryota; Dinophyceae; Suessiales; Symbiodiniaceae
Source: the annotation of a GenBank genome assembly